This is a messenger RNA of Stegodyphus dumicola, 1778 nucleotides long. RefSeq lists its product as uncharacterized. NCBI's taxonomy places the organism in Eukaryota, Metazoa, Arthropoda, Arachnida, Araneae, Eresidae. The record is from RefSeq and is a predicted model, not a curated record.
UUUCGCUUUCAUCCCAAACUCAACCAUCGAGUAAGUCGUUACAACAAGGCUUCCUCGGACAAAGAUGAGGAUCAACAUGAAGCUGUGCCUAGUGGUGUUGAUGGUCGCAGUGAUGUAUGUCGCUGCAGAGCCAGAACCAGAACCUGAACCGGAGCCCAUCCAUGAUGAGAAAAAGGUUAUUGUCAUAAAAGACAAGAGUGAGCACCAUCACCAUCACCACCACCACCACCAUCAUCAUCAUAAACACGGACAUGACCAUAAACAUGAGCACGGACACAAGCACGAGCAUGGGCACAAGCACGGACAUGCUCACAAACAUGAGCAUGGACACAAGCACGCUCACGCCCAUAAACACGAGCACGGUCAUAAGCACGAACACGGACACAAACACGCUCAUGCCCACAAGCAUGAACAUGGACAUAAGCACGCUCACGCUCACAAGCAUGGCCACGAACACAAGCACGGGCACUUGCACAAACAUGGUCAUGAACACAAACAUGGACAUGAACAUAAACACGAACAUGGUCACAAACACGGACAUCUGCACAAGCAUGAGCACGGACACAAACAUGGCCAUCAUCACCAUCACGCUCACAAGCAUGGUCACGGACACAAGCACGAGCACGGCCACAAACACGGUCACGGACAUAAACAUGAACAUGGCCACAAACACGAGCACGGACACAAACAUGAGCACGGACACAAGCACGGACACGGACACAAGCAUGAGCACGGACACAAACAUGGCCACAGUCACCUUCACAAACAUGGCCACGAACACGGACACAAGCACGGUCAUGAACACAAACACGGUCACGAACAUGGACAUAAGCACGGACACGCUCACAAGCAUGGACAUGAACAUAAGCACGGUCAUGCUCACAAGCACGGACACGCUCAUAAGCACGGACAUGGACACAAGCAUGGUCACGGCCACAAACACGAGCACGGUCACAAGCACGCCCACGGACACAAGCACGCUCACGGACACAAGCACGGUCAUGAACACGGCCACAAACAUGGUCAUGGCCACAAACACAUCUGGCAUGGAAUCAUUGGAGGACAUUCUUUCGCUGCACCUCACGGACUGGGACACAUCGAACCUGAAGUCCACGGAUUUGAAGCUGAGGAAGAACCCAUUCAUGGACAUGGUUUGGAUAUCGAAGCUGAACCUGAAAUCUACAGUGAAGAACCCGAACAUGAAAUUUUUGAAGCCAAAUCUAUCGAUGAUGAAGAACUUCACGCUGGUUUCGAUUCCGAAAUAAAGCACGAGCCACUCAUCUCCGGAGGGCAUGGAAUCACUCAGGAGUACCGCAAAUUUGGAUCUCUCGGACUCUCCGAUCCUUUUUUCAGCAAACUCGGCGGUUCUGACUUCUCCUCCAUUGACAGGAAAGAUACCGUUGCCCACUAAAUAGGAAACAUGUUCAUAUGAAUUCCAAACGGUAGGCCAGAAGAUUUGCAUAAGGAAGCUAACUUAUGCCAUAAUUUAUUUAUAUAGCUUUGGCCAAAACAUUUGUACAAGCAAAAUGACUGCCGCAUAGAUCGGUCGUCGUUUUCUUCGUUUCGUCCUUUUUUUUUUGUUCCUGUUUUCAAGUCGUUCAUCCUCCUCCCAUGUUCUACUCUCGCAGUGAUAUGAACGUGGGACACACGCGAGGAUGUUUUGUGACGUCACAGGUCGAAGGGCUUUGUAAGAUAGUGUACAGAGAACCUUGUAAGGUGCUCGGCGACUAAAUUGUUAGAAAAUUGCUUUGUGUAAAAUAAAAGCUGCUUUUUAUAUA